Messenger RNA from Osmia bicornis bicornis, 3768 nucleotides. RefSeq lists its product as uncharacterized. The record is from RefSeq and is a predicted model, not a curated record. Lineage: Eukaryota; Metazoa; Arthropoda; Insecta; Hymenoptera; Megachilidae.
CGUAACGUAGGUAAUGCGAUCUCGCUACCCUUUUGUAACUUGAAAUUUUCUCCGAUUCUCUAUUCGAAAUCAUUGCUCGAAGCAUUUGCAUAUAGGCUUUAACCCUCGAACGAUGAAACUGGGUCAAUAGAAGGCCAAAUCUGCGAAAUAUACAACGGUGAUUCGAGCAAAACUUUCGUGCAGGGGAGAGAUGAAAUUUAAAGGAGUGCUUUAAAAUUUGGAUAAUAAAAUUGAAGAUCGAGGAACGAAAGGGGAGGAAAUCUUCGGUAAAAGUUUCACGUUCCUCGACGUCGUUGAUAUUCAUCGUCCGCCACGUCCAUCGCGACGCUGGGAACAGAAAGUACCGGAAGCGACUUUGCAGACGCGCACAAUCCACGGAAGUAGCGACGCAACACACUUCCGUCUUUGUGCUCGAGCGACGAGUAGCUGGCUUACCGAGCAACAUUUUUUCCGCCGUCGUGGCGAAUUUCGUCUGAUGGCAGGCUCGAAUAGCCGGAAGGGCCGUGCACCGCGAGUGCUCUUCCGGCCUGUUGUAAUUAAUACGACCCCAUCGAUCUCGGGGCCGUGGCUUUAUCCUCGGCCCGACCACUUUCUUUCCGUCGCGUCGUUUCGCGUGGUCCGCGAAUUUCCCUCUUUUAUCGCCGCCAACCAGCUGGGUGCAAGCGUUCGAAAGCCGAGCAUAGGGUCAAUGGGCCGAGGUUCGAAAGGCUGGAAAUGUAGGCCAACGUAGACACGAUUGUAGCAGAUACCCAACGUGUGUACCUAAUUUAUACAUUAAUUCCGAGAGCAAUCGAGAGGAUGGCGAAGUGCAAUCAGCUUCUGCUUGAGAAAUUACCACCCCUGCCGACCACCAGAUCUUUUAUUACACAAAUUUAUUCACCUUGAGAAUAUGCGAGAAUAUAGAAUAGUCAGCACGAGUACACCGGAAGGCAAGAGGAAAUAAUCCUAGCCCAAAGGGACGUAGGAAAAACACUAAAAUCUCUGCGAAGUCGAUAAGGAAAGAAAAGAGUAAGAAAAAAGGCAAUCUAAGCAAUCCUGUGCCAUAACGCCGCCACCCAUUUGGCAGUAGAUGGCUUCCGCAUCCUUCCUUCAGUUCCUAAUCUAUGUUUCCUUCUUUUUCUCUUUGAUUUUGCGACCAUCUGUCGUGUGAAAAUUUUGUCGCGUAAUCGAUAGGAAAUUCGCGCGAGCGCGAGCUACCUGUUCGAGGAGGGAAGCAUUCAUCGCGGACAAAGAGGCUCGAGUACUCUUCGCGCCUUCCUCUUCGCCUAGCUCUAGUCUAGCAGGCUUCAAAGUAUCAUCUUGAAAGCCGAUCGUGCUACUCCGAAGCUGGCUGGGGCUCGUUCAGCCUCGGUUCUCAUUAAAAAUUCACGCGAACCAAGCACCGCGAGAACUUUAAUCAAUUAGCAACCGCUUAAGCGUUCCGCUCCGUUCCUUCGGGCUGUAGACAUAAGCCUAGAGAAUAAGUAAGAAACACGGAAGUCUACUUGGAACUCUAUUGUGUGCAACGCUUCGAAAUUCUCAUUGUAAAGAGAUUUCUUCUUUCUUUUUAAAUAUGAUUCGUUUUUGAAGUUCCUCGGUAAUAUAAUACUCUGAAUUUUUGUUAAUUCGAGAUAAGUUUAGUUCUGUACUGCUAAUAAAAUUUCCUCUCAAAUUAUAUUAGUUCGGUAUCGAUUUCGUUGUAAUAUCGAAAUGGUCCUCGAAAGAUAAAAUAAAGCUUUCUAGAAAGCAAUAUUCUUAAUUGAAACAGGGUAGUAUGCGUUUGUUAUAUUGCAUAUAGUAUUUAAUGAUGUCAACAGUUCACGAAAAAAGUUAUCUAAUUAGAUAUAAAUGUAUGUCUGAUGCAUUCGAGGAUGUACUACUUAUUUUAGCACAAAUAGAAGACAUACCGAGUUAAUAUUAAGUGUCUGACCCUAUUCCACCCUCAUAUUACCUGCCUUCACUAUCUACCACCCUUGCGUUACUUUAUUUGACUUCUAUACUACUUGCCUGACUAUCUGGUAGCAGUACACCACGCGUCUGACUGCUCCCCAGCUAUAUGUAUAAUUGCUUGAUUACACACUACUUCUGUACUACAUAUUUGUCUGAUCAUGUAUCCAUAUGUAUUAGUAAAUUGAAUUCUAAUUUCAAUCUUUUGUUUUUCUGUUCAAUCCGAUUCGCUUCUCCUCACUUUGAACCCUGCUACACCACCACGUUCCUUCUCACUUUCUUCAUUCUUCGCGAUCCUACUCCCCUCUGCAACACCCUUUCACCCCUUCAUUCGUUCACACUAUCACCCUCUAGUUUCAUUCUCACUGUAACACCCCUCUGUCCCCUCUCUUUUCAACUCCUCCCACGUUUCCACCACUCUCUUAUACUCCGAACGCUUUCUCCCACUCUAUCUAACCCUUCUAUCAGCCCGACCGCUGCCCCUCUCUUUCAACGCUACCCCCGUCGAGGGUGGAAGAGCGCCGGUCCGAAAGCCUCGGCGGAGUCAAGCUCCGACACGGUUCAGACGAGUUCAGUCGUGCCACUCGGGCGUGGUGUUCACGUGCGACCUCAAGCUCGACACGUACGUUUCGUCAACGAAAGGAAGGACACACGUUCACAGAGGGGAGAGGAAGAGGAAUAGAGUGGAUCGCACGCGUUUCAUGUUCCGGUUCGGAGAGUUCUGCUACGAUCGCAAGAAUGUCUAACGACCCACACGACGGUAUGCGGCUGCGGGGUGUCUUAGACGAAGAUGUCGUUGUCCAAGAGAAAGAUAACGUUCACCAUGCCAAAGUCGAAGGGCGGCAGCAAGUCGGACGGGCCGGCCAAGAAACAGCAAGACGAGGCUCGCUCCAAGAGCAGAAGUUCCGAAACAGGAAGCAGCAGCUCGGUCGCCGAACAAGCGAGGCCGGCGAUCAAAAGCAGCAAACGAGAGAAACGAUCGAAUCACUCGAGGAGAACCAGAAGCGCCGACAGAGCGGAGUCGCAUUAUACUUAUAGUGUUAUGAUUUAUAUUGUAUUUGUAGAUUCUGGUUCGAGCAUACUCGGUGGUGAUCGUGAAAAUGCUAUACCGGAGGCGUUGUACGCCACUAUUCCAGACACGCCGAACGCGAGGGCCAACGAAACCGGAAAUAGUCAAUUAAACGCGCAAAGUAGAUCGCAACCCGUUUACGCCAUUCCUUCUAUGGUAUCACCGCCGCCCACCUACGAUGUUGCGAUCUCGAAAACGUGGCAGUCCGGUUUGCCACCGACCUACGAAGAGUAUCUGUGCCACAAAUACGCCAUGAUAUCACGAUCUCACACACCACCCCCGCCGUGGUCGGAUUCCACGACAACGACGACGACACCUUCGGCGCCGAGCGGUCAAACGCGUCGCGACCUACUCGCCAGUCAACCCGAGCUCAGAGAGUAUCUGGCGCAGUUGUCGUUGUCUCAGAACAACGAGAGAUCCGCCAGCGGUCAGUAUCAUCAUCAUUAUCAUCAGGGACAGGUUCUCAGAGACAGCAGCAGCAUCUCGAACCAGCAAGCAUCGAGGGAGCAAGUUAGAACGCUGCAACGUCCACGUGCCAUGCCUCCGAGAUCUCAGAGCGAAAGUCGCGUGCAACAACAAAGAAUCUGGACGAUGUACGAGGAUGUGGGUUUCUGCAUGGAACAGACGACCGCUUUGCAGUCGGUAUUAGAAAACGGUAUCACCUUGUGCAGCUUGAUGUAAGAUCGUCAAACGAAUCGAAGGAAGGAUUCUUUGAGCAGAUAACGGAGAUGGUAUUUUUUCCAAUCUCUCUUUUCGCGACAGUUCCGAGAGAA